CAAACCAACAAUACUCUCUCUCUCUCUCUCUCUCUCUCUCUCUCUCUCGUUUUUCAAUUGUCCAAUACCAACAUGACAACCAAGUUUUUCAGUUUGCUGCUUCUUUUCCUGAGCUCCACAUUCAUUGCAGUGAGUGCUCGACCUUUCAAUAUCAUGAAGCACAGAAACUCUGGUCGUAGAGCAAUUGGAGGUUUCUUUGAUGGGUUGUCUCUUGAAGCCAUCAAAGAAUCGGGCCCUAGCCCAGGUGUGGGGCACCAGUUUACCAACCAACAAACCCUCGGAGGGAUUAAAAGCUCAGGCCCAAGUCCUGGCACAGGAAAUAAAUUCACAAAUGUUGAGACUUUUGGUGGGAUUAAGGAUUCUGGUCCAAGUCCUGGUACUGGACACAAAUUCACAAAUGUUGGGACUCUCGGAGGGAUUAAGGAUUCCGGCCCUAGUCCUGGUACAGGAAACAAAUUCACAAAUGUUGAGACUCUCGGAGGGAUUAAGGAUUCCGGCCCAAGUCCUGGUACAGGAAACAAAUUCACAAAUGUCGAAACUCUCGGAGGAAUUAAGAAGUCGGGCCCAAGCCCUGGUACGGGAAACAAAGUAACAAAUGUUGAGAUCCUCGGAGGGAUUAAGGACUCAGGUCCAAGCCCUGGUACAGGAAACAAAUUCAUAAAUGUUGAGACACUUGGAGGGAUUAAGGACUCGGGCCCAAGCCCUGGUACAGGAAACAAAUUUACAGAUAACACCCAUCAAUGAAUUUUCGUGAUCAUCUCAAUAGAAAUUAGAAAUAUUCGUUAUGUAUUUUCUCAUUUACAUUUUUUUGUUGAUUUUAUUUAUAUUUAUACUCCAUGUAUCUUCGAGAUAAGAUAAUUUAUGUUCAUGUCAUUUCAUUUUA
This is a messenger RNA of Prunus dulcis (almond), 883 nucleotides long. RefSeq lists its product as uncharacterized. Gene Ontology annotation, biological process: innate immune response; regulation of developmental process. The transcript has a single exon. Bases 73 to 744 code for a protein of 223 amino acids. Lineage: Eukaryota; Viridiplantae; Streptophyta; Magnoliopsida; Rosales; Rosaceae. The record is from RefSeq and is a predicted model, not a curated record.